CUCAGACAUGAUGAAUAAUACCUCUCAGAAUGUAAAACUUUAACCUUUAAUUACUGCCUAUAGCAAAACAUUCCUUUAAGUUUCGUUAGUAUUCGUCCAUGAUUUUUAUAGGGAUGUGUUUAUGAAUUUAGAGUUUUUGGACAAAUUAUAUCUUACAAUCUUUAAUUCCAAAUAAAUCAUGAAAACAGCAAUUGCAUCAUGUUGUCUUGUAAUGAUCACUGUUAUGCUAGGUGUUCGUGGAUAUCCGACUGGAGCGCCCCCUGAGGGAUGCAGUACAAUGCUACCUGGACAUGGGGUACCAGCACAAACCGGAACCACCAAUCCGUACAAAAUAUUGACGGACAAAUCUACUUUUAGCUGUCCGGGAGACUCGAUUACAGUAAGCGUGAGUGGAAACAGCUUGCGUGGCUUCCUGUGCCAGCCGAUACCAAACACUGGAGAACUUGAACAGAACCCACGUGAUCCAGUACAAAAACAGAACAAAUGCGGUCAAAUGGCGUCACUCACUCAUGUUGACAACACCAUCAAAUCCAGCAUAUCAUUCUUCUGGAAACCAGAGACAACUCAGUCCGUCAAUAUUGUAUGUACCGUUGUCCAGUCGAAGCUAAUGUUUUGGGUGAACGUAUCUUCCACAACAUUGAGAUAUGUAAAAGGCAACUGCCAACGCCCUACCCCAGGACAAGAGAUACCAGAACACGGCGGAAGUGAUGCAGGAAAACGAGGCGGUGAAGUCAUAGACAGCGUUGAGAGGGUUUCCGCGGAUACGGGUUUAGACCGCACCCCCGACGCAGGAACAAAUAUGGUUGAUUCUAGAAGAGACCAACUCCCUGACACAAGUAUGGACAAUAGAUUAGAUAUUGGCGUAAAAGAUAGAGACGCCAUUAAUGAUCCGGAUGCUCCUGGCAGGGAUUUGACAGAUACUAAAGAUCGAGACGGCAAAAAUGUGGGUCACAGGUCUUCGGGAAUGAUUGCCCUUGUUGUUCUUCUGGUUCUAAGUAAUAUGGUCUGGUAGAUACAAUAACAGCAUACAAUAUUUCAUCUCAAAUUUACCGUCGGGUGGGGGUGAGGGUUAUAAUUUGAAUGUUUCUUUUUUAAUAAAGAACAAAUGAAAAAAAGAAAAGAAACUACUACUUUAGGAGAAAUUGUUUUCCCGACUGGGGAACCGACGAGAAUUAACUUAAAAUAAUGAAUCUUCAAUUUCUGUCAAAAAGGGUGUUGUACGACAACCUAACUGACUUUGUUAAAUUCUUGUUUUAGUUAAAGGAAAGAAUGUAGGGAAUAUGCAUGUUAUAUUUAUUGUUUACAUCUGCUCAGCCGAAUUUUCGCUUUUGAACUAUUGCUUAAGGCAGGUUUUUGUUUAAGAGAGGUUGGCUGACUAACGGCUAAGUAUAAGUGGCUGGUUAAUAAGGAUUACCCUUAGGACAGGUUCAGCGGUAUUUGCAAUUUGUUCACAUCAAGGAGGAGAGGUUGUCUAGAGAAACACAUUCAAUAACUAAAGAUACGUUUGUCAGACACGUAUUUUUAACAAGAAAAUUCGUGUAUGUUUAUAUGCAAAAUAGACUGUUAACACUCAAAGUGGUGUUAUAAAUUUUACAAAUGCUGCAACCUCUCUAAAAAUGUCUUUUUUACCUUCAAUGAUCAAUGACCUACUAGUUUAAAAUUCACUUGAAGGGAGAUAACAAAUACAGUGUAUAAGAGAAACUAUAGUAAGAGUAGUCUUUUACAUGUAAAUUAUAAUAGCAUAGUAUAUAUAUAUAUAUAUAUAUAUAUAUAUAUGUGAAUUUGCUUUUGUGUGUUGAAAUGUUUUACAGCGGAUUGAUUAUUUUUCGUAAUUAUUUGUUUUUCGCUAACAUUUGCGAACAAAGCGAAACGGGAAUAUAUUAUUACUUUUUUUUUGCGACGGAAUAACCAGUUAAGAAUCGAGAAGGCACCCGUUGUCUAUCAUAUCAUGAAAUGAAAAUUACACGAAAUUUAUACAAUCUACUGUAAAUAUUAUUUUAAGUGUGUUAUGGUCACGGUAGUUUAAUAUAUGUGAUAUUUUAUGCGUACUUUCAGGAUGUGUAUUUGAACUUAUAAAUAAAUGUAUGUAUGCGAACUUAAACAAUGAAAUGUAUGUUUGGUUU
Molecule: messenger RNA, 2123 nt
Organism: Mercenaria mercenaria
Lineage: Eukaryota; Metazoa; Mollusca; Bivalvia; Venerida; Veneridae
Product: putative defense protein 3
Exons: 5
Coding region: 179-1012 (277 amino acids)
Molecular function (GO): oxidoreductase activity, acting on metal ions
Source: RefSeq, a predicted model, not a curated record